This is a messenger RNA of Orycteropus afer afer, 738 nucleotides long. RefSeq names its product cysteine-rich secretory protein 3-like. The record is from RefSeq and is a predicted model, not a curated record. The coding region runs from base 4 to 738 and encodes 244 amino acids. Lineage: Eukaryota; Metazoa; Chordata; Mammalia; Tubulidentata; Orycteropodidae. The transcript is spliced from 7 exons.
GCAAUGACAUUACUCUCAGUGGUGCUGUUUCUGACUGCUGUGUUGCUUCCAUCCUUCCCUGCAAAUGGACAGGAUCCAGGUUUUGCUGCUUUGUCAACCACCUUACAGCAAGUCCAAACAGAGAUUGUCAAUAAACACAACGACCUAAGGAGAAAUGUUUCUCCACAAGCCAGUGACAUGCUGAAGAUGAUGUGGGACAGUGAAGCACAGGUAAAUGCUCAAAACUGGGCAAACAAGUGCAAUUAUCACCACAGUCAGGAAGAGGACCGAAGAACCAACAUAAAGUGCGGUGAGAAUUUGUUUAUGUCCAGUGUCCCUACUUCAUGGUCAAAUGCAAUCCAAAGUUGGACUGCUGAAGCCCAUGAUUUUGUCUUUGGUGUGGGGGCAAAGAAUCCCGAUGCACCUAUUGGGCAUUUUACUCAGGCUGUUUGGGCCACCUCUUUCCGCGUUGGAUGUGGAAUCUCUUACUGUCCCAGUCAAGGCACAUUAGCAUACUUCUAUGUUUGUCAAUAUUGUCCUGUUGGCAAUCACGUAACUAGACAGUAUUCCCCUUACAAACCAGGACCACCUUGUUCCAGUUGUCCUGGUUACUGUGACAACAAACUAUGCACCAAUAGUUGCAAUUACGAAGAUGGCUAUGGCAACUGUCCAGAUUUGAAGAAGAUGGUCACCUGUGAACAUGAAGUGGUCAAAAGUAGUUGCCAGGCCUCCUGCAACUGUGAAGGCAAAAUUUAUUGA